Quercus robur (English oak) is the source of this 2257-nucleotide messenger RNA. Its product is annotated as probable methionine--tRNA ligase. Gene Ontology annotation, cellular component: aminoacyl-tRNA synthetase multienzyme complex; cytosol. Gene Ontology annotation, biological process: methionyl-tRNA aminoacylation. The record is from RefSeq and is a predicted model, not a curated record. Gene Ontology annotation, molecular function: ATP binding; methionine-tRNA ligase activity. The coding region runs from base 122 to 1972 and encodes 616 amino acids. Lineage: Eukaryota; Viridiplantae; Streptophyta; Magnoliopsida; Fagales; Fagaceae. The transcript has 14 exons.
UUUGCUUGACCCUCUCUGCUUAACAGUAGUUCUCUCUCUCUCUCUCCAAACUAACCCAAAAAAAAUCCCACAAAGACUGAGAGACUCUCUGUCUGAGACAGACCCAGAAGAAAAAGGAAGCAUGGGAGACGAAAAGAAGGACAAAAAAGUUGAAACCGGGAAGAAGGUACCGAUAGCAGGAAAGAGGAACAUACUCAUUACAAGCGCCUUGCCUUACGUUAACAACGUUCCUCAUCUCGGAAACAUCAUUGGCAGUGUUUUAAGUGCUGAUGUUUUUGCUAGAUAUUGCCGUCUUCGUGGCUAUAAUGUGAUUUACAUAUGUGGAACUGAUGAAUAUGGAACAACAACAGAGACAAAAGCUUUGGAGGAGAAUUGUACCCCAAAGCAGAUUUGUGACAAAUAUUACGCAAUUCAUAAGGAAGUUUACAAUUGGUUUAACAUAAGUUUUGAUGAAUUCGGGCGCACAUCAACUCCUCAACAAACUGAUAUCUGCCAAUCAAUAUUCAAGAAACUGAUGGAGAACAAUUGGCUUUCUGAAAACAUGAUACAACAGCUUUAUUGUGACACAUGCGAUCGUUUCUUGGCUGAUCGAUUUGUGGAAGGCACCUGUCCAUUUCCAACUUGUAAUUAUGAUUCUGCACGUGGGGACCAAUGUGAAAAGUGUGGUGAGCUUCUAAAUACAACUGAACUUAAAGAUCCAAGAUGUAAGGUAUGUCGGAAAACUCCCCAAAUUCGUGAUACGAACCAUUUAUUUCUAGAGCUCCCACUGCUGAAGGAUAAAUUGGAGGUAUAUAUCAAUGACAUGUCAGUUGCAGGAUCUUGGAGCCAGAAUGCUAUUCAAGCUACUCAUGGAUGGCUUAAAGGAGGAUUAAAACCCCGCUGUAUAACUAGGGAUCUUAAGUGGGGGGUUCCUGUUCCACAUGAAAAAUUUAAGGAUAAGGUUUUCUACGUAUGGUUUGAUGCACCUAUUGGUUAUGUCUCAAUCACUGCAUGCUACACACCUGAUUGGGAGAAGUGGUGGAAGAACCCUGAAAAUGUAGAGCUGUAUCAGUUCAUGGGCAAGGACAAUGUGCCAUUCCAUACUGUGAUGUUUCCAUCUGCACUCCUUGGAACUGGAGAAAACUGGACAUUGAUGAAGAGCAUUAGUGUUACAGAGUAUUUAAACUAUGAAGCAGGAAAGUUCUCCAAAAGCAAGGGUAUAGGAGUUUUUGGCAAUGAUGUCAAAGAUACUAACAUUCCCUCAGAAGUGUGGCGAUACUACUUGCUGACUAACAGGCCAGAGGUCUCAGACACAUUGUUUACAUGGGCAGACUUGCAAGCAAAACUAAAUACUGAGUUACUGAAUAAUUUGGGCAAUUUCAUUAACCGAGUAUUGAGUUUCAUUGCCAAACCUCCAGGACUAGGAUAUGGAUCUGUCAUUCCUGAUGCUCCAGGGGUGGAAUCAAAUCUCUUGACGAAAACAUUGUCAGAAAAAAUUGGUAAUUAUGUGGAGCAAUAUGUAGAAGCAAUGGAAAAGGUUAAACUAAAGCAGGCAUUAAAAAUUGCAAUGAGCAUCUCUAGUGAGGGGAAUGCAUAUCUGCAAGAGAGCCAAUUCUGGAAACUUUACAAGCAAGACCAAGCUUCCUGCUCUCUUGUUGUGAGAACUUCAGUGGGGCUGGUUUAUCUUCUCUCGUGUUUGUUAGAACCUUUCAUGCCAUCAUUUUCUAUCAAGGUACUAAAGCAGCUUAAUUUGCCUCCUGAAAAAAUUUCACUUUGUGAUGAGACUGGAGAUCUUGAAAGGGCAAAAAAACCUUGGGAAAGUCUACCUGCUGGUCAUAAAAUUGGGACACCAGAACCUUUGUUUAAGGAGUUGAAAGAUGAGGAUGUGGAAUUUUUCCGGGAGAAGUUUGCUGGAAGUCAAGCUGAUAGGGAUGUAAAAGACAGAAGUCGAAAAGAAAUCACAGAGCAACUAGGGAAAACAAAACUUACUUAAUAUCCAACUAUAAUCUCAUUCCAGGGAGUCCGGAAAACUUUUAUGACAUGUUCCAUAUUACUUGAAAAUUAAUGUUGAAAUAUUUCUCUAGCAUAUCACCUUGUAAUAAGCUAACAUUCCAUGUAAAUUUGUGACAACUGUUAAAGAAGAGCAGCAUAGGAUACUUUUAGUCUAUUUACAUGGCAGAUAAGUAUAGAACAUAAGAAUGUACAGGCUCUCACAAUGACAAAUAUCCUUGAGGAUCCUUAUCUUUCCAUGAAUUAAAAUUUGUCUAUUGAGGGAAUA